AUUUUAAAAAUAGUGAUCGAGUUCAUCUUCAUAGUUGUUGUGUUUAUAUAUAAUAAUAUAUGAAGAUUAUAUUUAGUUUGCUGUAAAAAAAAAUAAUAUUAGCGUGCCUCGUUAUCUCUAAAAUUAUAUAGUUUCAAUCGACACACAUUACAUCCAUACUCAACCCAACAAAACACAUGCUCAAGUGAAAGAAAAAAAAUUAAGAACCAGAAUGAGAAUGUGAAAGAAGACAUGUGAUAAGGCACUUAAGAAGGAGAUAAAAAAAGAAAGAAAUCGACAAUAUUAAAAUUCGGAAGUAAAAGAAGAAGAGUUUAACUUGAGAAAAAAGCUUCAAGAUCAAGGCAAUCGAGAAGAUACAUAGACUCAAAAUAUGGCAUGUAGCGCAUCAAACAUGAAGUUCGCAAAAGACAUCAACAUUAGCUUUGAAAACAUAACUUAUAGUACAAAAGUUGGAUUAUUCAAAAGAAAUGACAAAUUAAUUUUAAACGAUUUGAGCGGAGAAUUUCGAUCGCGAGAAUUAACCGCAAUUAUGGGUCCAAGCGGUUCAGGCAAGUCAACCUUAUUAGAUAUUUUAUCCGGAUAUAAAAAUAGUAAUAAGAUUAUUGGAAAGAUUAAAGUUAACGAAUCGAUUAGAGACCCAAAGCAAUUUCGACAUAUUAGCAGUUACAUUAUGCAAGAUCAUUUGCUCCACCCAUUGCUGACUGUUGAAGAAGCAAUGUCAUUUUGUAUUAAUUUAAAAAUCGGCAAGGAACUUAGUGAUCAUGAGAAGGAAGAUAAGAUCGAAGAAAUCCUCCUUAAUCUUGGCCUAUACGAUAAGAUGAAUGUAAUGACGGAAAAGUUGAGUGGAGGACAACAAAAACGACUGAGUAUUGCAUUAGAAUUAAUAGAUAAUCCUCAAGUAAUGUUCUUUGACGAAGUAACCACCGGAUUAGACAGCGUUUCAUCGAGUCAAUGCAUUCAGCUGCUCAAAAAGUUGGCAGAGAAUGGACGAACGAUUAUUUGUACAAUCCAUCAACCAUCCGCCUCUAUUUUCGAAUCAUUUGACCACCUUUAUGCGAUUGCCGAGGGACAAUGUAUAUAUCAAGGCGAAAGCUCAAAACUAGUACCUUAUUUGUCUCAACUUAAUUUAAUUUGUCCUGAAUUUCAUAAUCCAUCUGAUUUCCUACUCGAAAUUUCAACACAUGAUUAUGGAUAUCAACUAGAUAAAUUAAUUGAAAAAAUUAAGAAUAGCAGGAAUCACGAGUUUCGAAAACAUUUAACAUUAAUGGCUGCUGAAAGUACAAAGAAUACACUAAAUUCGCAUUCAUCGUUGAAAGCAGAGAAUAAUCCAAUUACCUUGUGUGUUAAAAGAGCUAAACUUAAUGCAAGACUCAAUAUAUUAGAUCCAAGAAGUUACUGCAAUGAUUCUGAUCUAUACUCAACGUCAUUUCUUCGUCAAUUCUACUAUCUCUAUUUGAGAACCUUUCUACUGAUUACAAGAAAUCCAUCGUUAUCACUUAUGCGAUUGAUGAUUCAUCUCUUUGUGGCUAUAUUCAUAGGACUCAUUUACUUUCAAGUUGGAAAUUCAGCCAAGAAUUUAAUGAACAAUUUCAAGUUCAUCUUUUACACCGUUAUGUUCUUGAUGUUUACUGCGUUCUCAAGUUUGCAGACGACUUUUCCAUCGGAACUACCAGUCAUUAAACGCGAGCAUUUUAAUCGAUGGUACUCUUUUAGCGCUUACUUUACUAGCCUCACAUUAGCUGACUUACCGAUGCAGAUAUUGUGCACAGUAAUUUACAUUGUAAUCACGUACUUUCUUACCAAUCAGCCACUUGAGCUCUUCCGUUUUACCGCAUUCUUCACAAUAAAUCUUUUAUGUACAUUUGUUGCACAAGGAUAUGGUUUAAUUGUGUCGUCACUAUUCAAUGUAAAAUGGGGUACAAUAUUAGGCAACUUUUUCAUCUGUCCAUUCCUAAUAUUUUCUGGAUUCUUUGUUCAAAUGAAGCACAUCCAUCAAGCGUUGCAUUGGCUUUUUCAUAUAUCAUUUCUCAAGUAUGCACUCGAAGGCAGUGUUUAUUCGAUUAUUGGAUUUAAUCGAACGAAAAUUGAAUGCGAUGAGUUCGACAAGGAGAUUAGCUUUUGUCGAUAUUCAUAUCCUAAUCAAUUACUGCGUGAUAUUGGUAUUCAAGAUUGUGCCAAAAAUAAUACAAGUAACGAAAACUGUGAUGCUGUGAUGCUGGAUAACCAAAAACAUGAUUUUGUUAAAGUCAUUAUCGUACUUGCUGUCUUUAUAAUAUUCUUCCGUGCAGUUGCAUUUUGUAUUAUGAAAUAUAGAUUAAAAAAUAAUUAAAUUAAGCAAUGAAUAGUCAUUUUUAUACAAACAUAUUUAUAUACAGUGCCGUAUCUAUACAAAUGUUAUUUUAUUAUUCGAUGACUAUUGAAAGUUAAUAAAAUUCAAUUUUCAUACAAAC
This is a messenger RNA of Chironomus riparius, 2450 nucleotides long. The record is from the annotation of a GenBank genome assembly. Lineage: Eukaryota; Metazoa; Arthropoda; Insecta; Diptera; Chironomidae.